This is a messenger RNA of Rotaria sp. Silwood1, 1335 nucleotides long. The record is from the annotation of a GenBank genome assembly. NCBI's taxonomy places the organism in Eukaryota, Metazoa, Rotifera, Eurotatoria, Philodinida, Philodinidae.
AUGACCUUGGAUGUGGUUAAACCUUUAAUCAGAAAACAGUUAGUUUCGAAAAAGCUAUUAUAUAAACCAUGUGCUGUCGUUAUUGGAAGAAGUGGAGCUGGAAAAACGACGUUAAUUAAUGCUAUUUGUCGAACGCAACACGAAUUGAGUACAAGAAAAGGAAGUAUCUCACGAAAUCUUUAUCGUAAUGAUGUUGGUUGUGGUAGAAAUAUGUUUUCUUUAAUUGAUAUGCCUGAAAUUGAUAGUUCACCUGUAACAUAUAAACAUACGUUUUUGUUAAGAGAAGCAUUAUCAGCAACAAAAAUCAAUACAAUUUUUAUUGUUAUUAAAUAUGAUAGUCGAUUUGGUAAAAUGAUAGAAAAUUAUUUUGAACUCGAACAAUUAGUCUAUAAUUAUGGUAGGAAAAUUAUUGUGAUCAUCUCUCAUUGGGAUCAAUCUAAAAAUCCACAAAAGAAUUAUAAAGCAAUUUGUAACUUAUUUGAAGAUGAAUGUCCGAAUGUAACAAAUUUAAUUUUUUAUUCCGAACAAAAUUAUGACACAGAAGUAGCAAAUUUAAUGUACAGCUGCAUAUCCAAUAUGAAAGAAGAAAGAUUAAAUAUAAAUGAUGAAAAAUUCUUUUUUAAAUCUAAUAUAUAUCAAAUGAAAAGUCAAACGAAAAUCUUAUUCCAACAAUAUCAAAGAAAAGCAAAUUUGCUUGAACAAGAAUAUACACAAUUGAUUAAUUCUAUUAAGUCUUCAUUUGUUGAAGAUAAAGAUGAAGCUUUACAUUUGAAUAUAGUUCAAUUCAAAAUCGAUAUGGAAGUAUUAUUACAAGAAUUUCAACAACAACAUGGUAAUGCAAUGAAAGAAUUAGAUUAUUAUGUAUUUAAUAUUAAAAUGGAGAAGGAAAAUGUUAGAAUUUAUGAUGAAUUUCUUGAAAAAGUUGUACCAUUAAUGUCUUAUAAUUUAUUUGAUAAUCAAGAUCCUCGAAAUUUAAUCAAAAGAUGUCCAAAUUGUAAGUUGAUUUGGUUCAAAACGGAAGGUUGUGAUGGAGUCACAACAUGCGGCAAUAAAAUCUUUACCAAUCAUCAAGAUGUGAAGAGCAAAGCUUUUUGGAAAUAUAAUUUGCAACGAAUCAAUGGAAAACUUCAAUUGGUCAAAAACAAUAUGGAAAUAAAGACGCUGUUAAAAGCAAUGCAUAUCAAUUCAAAUUCGAACCGGAUAGGUUGUGGAAUCGAGUUUAAAUGGAGUGAACUUCCAAAAAUAGAAGAUCAUUUAAUUCUUCAGUUAUUCACAGUAGAAACAAUUGACCAAGCCAAACAAUUAAUUCACGCUGGUAGUUACAGAGAACCUUGA